Messenger RNA from Cooperia oncophora, 282 nucleotides. Lineage: Eukaryota; Metazoa; Nematoda; Chromadorea; Rhabditida; Trichostrongylidae. The record is from the annotation of a GenBank genome assembly.
AUGAAGAGCUUAACGUCGGAUAUGAUCUCAAAAGUAGCGAGCAGCACUUACCAACAGUUCGACUCGUGGAUGCAACGAGCUCGAAAAUCGACUGAUUACAUCUUGCCGUCGGAAGUCUGCGUCAUGAUUAACGUCAUAUUCAGCUCCAAAACCAGGGCAACGAAAAUGUCCGUUGAUGCUGGAGAGCUCAAAUAUCAAUCGAAGUUGGAUGAAACCCUGGACACAAUGCUUUCGGACAUGGAAACGUGUAUCCAAGAUCGAUUGAUUGGUGUACUGGAGUUC